This is a messenger RNA of Onychostruthus taczanowskii (white-rumped snowfinch), 1071 nucleotides long. It is a transcript of the gene HTR5A, whose product is annotated as 5-hydroxytryptamine receptor 5A. NCBI's taxonomy places the organism in Eukaryota, Metazoa, Chordata, Aves, Passeriformes, Passeridae. The transcript has 2 exons. Gene Ontology annotation, molecular function: G protein-coupled serotonin receptor activity. The record is from RefSeq and is a predicted model, not a curated record. Gene Ontology annotation, biological process: adenylate cyclase-activating adrenergic receptor signaling pathway. The coding region runs from base 1 to 1071 and encodes 356 amino acids. Gene Ontology annotation, cellular component: plasma membrane.
AUGGAGCGCCCGCUCAACAUCAGCUGCCUCGCCGAUACGACGCCGGACCGCGGCAACAGGAGCGGGUCCUCCGCCGGCCCCGAGGGCGGCCAGGCCCAUCUCUCCGUCUUCAGCGUGUUGGUUCUCACCCUGUUGGCCAUGCUGGUGGUGGCCACGUUCCUCUGGAACGGGCUGGUCCUGGCCACCAUCCUCCGCGUGCGCAGUUUCCACCGGGUGCCCCACAACCUGGUGGCCUCCAUGGCCAUCUCCGACGUGAUGGUGGCAGCCCUCGUCAUGCCCCUCAGCUUGGUGCACGAGUUGUCCGGGCGGCGGUGGCGGCUGGGCCGGUCGCUCUGCCAGGUGUGGAUCUCCUUCGAUGUGCUGUGCUGCACUGCCAGCAUCUGGAAUGUCACGGCCAUUGCCCUCGACCGCUACUGGUCCAUCACUCGCCACCUGGAGUACACGCUGCGCACCCGGCGCCGCAUCUCCAACAUCAUGAUCGCUCUCACCUGGGCACUCUCCGCAUUCAUCUCUCUGGCCCCGCUGCUCUUUGGCUGGGGAGAGACUUACUCAGAGGACAGUGAAGAGUGCCAAGUCAGCCAGGAGCCUUCCUACACCAUCUUCUCCACCUUUGGGGCUUUCUACUUGCCCCUCUGCGUGGUGCUCUUUGUGUACUGGAAGAUCUACAGGGCUGCCAAGUUUCGAAUCGGAUCUCGCAAGAGCAACUCCAUCACCCCCAUUACACCAGAACCACUGGAGGUGAAAGAAGCUGCCCAGCAGCCACAGAUGGUCUUCACUGUCCGUCACGCCACUGUUACGUUCCAGACGGACGGAGACACGUGGAGAGAGCAGAAGGAAAAGAAAGCUGCCCUCAUGGUGGGCAUCCUUAUUGGGGUCUUCGUGCUCUGCUGGAUCCCCUUCUUCAUCACAGAGCUCAUCAACCCACUCUGCUCAUGUGACAUCCCACCCAUUUGGAAGAGCAUUUUUCUAUGGCUGGGCUAUUCAAAUUCCUUUUUUAAUCCACUCAUCUACACUGCUUUCAACAAAAACUACAACAAUGCCUUCAGGAACCUAUUCUUUAGGCAGCAGUGA